Phyllostomus discolor (pale spear-nosed bat) is the source of this 3754-nucleotide messenger RNA. RefSeq names its product F-box protein 34 (gene FBXO34). NCBI's taxonomy places the organism in Eukaryota, Metazoa, Chordata, Mammalia, Chiroptera, Phyllostomidae. The transcript is spliced from 5 exons. The coding region runs from base 544 to 2679 and encodes 711 amino acids. The record is from RefSeq and is a predicted model, not a curated record. Gene Ontology annotation, molecular function: protein binding.
GGGCGCGUUUGGGGCAGGGAUUCGGCGGCCCGCACCUCCUCCCCGGCGGGCCUCAGCCCGCACAGGGGCCGGGCACUGCGCGCCCCCGCGUGCCACUGAGGGUCGGGCGAACCGGCGGGCGGGAGUGGGGUGCCCGGUCCGGGCUGAAGCCUAGGAGAUUACGGAUAGGCCGUGGUGAGGCAGCGGACCGGCUCUCCCACCUCCGGGACCAGCGGCCAGUGAGGAAGUCGGGCCCUGGGUGGGGGGCCGCCUCACACGGUCGCGCCCGCUUGGGCUCGGCCACCCUGCCCUUCCUGUCCCGGCGCAGCAGGAAGCUUGGAUAAGAGUCUUCAAUCCUUCACUGACCUUUGACUUUUAAGAUGUUUGAUUCUGAUUUAACCAAUCAAAUGGAAGAAUGAAGCAAUAUAAAACUUAACUGGGGUCUCUGUACCUAGACAGGGUCUCUAAACUGGGCUAUUCUGGCUGCUGAAUUUCAGAGUAGGUCCUGUGGGGAGCAAGAUUUGAAUUGAGAGACUGAUAGGAGACUAAUGCAGAGCCUCUGUUAUGCACCUAAAACCAUAUUGGAAUCUGCAGAAGAAAGCACAACCUCUGGAAAUUAGCAAGGAAACUCUGAGAACUCCCAUGAGCCACCAAGAGCCUAUACAUGAUGAAAAAUGCAAAGCUCUCUCCAUGAAAUCAGGUGUCUUUCCUUCCACCUCUCCUGGUAAAGCAUCAUCUCGAAAGCCUUUUGGGAUUCUUUCUCCAAAUGUUCUGUGCAGUAUGAGUGGGAAGAGUCCUGUAGAGAGCAGCUUGAAUGUUAAAACCAAGCAGAAUGCACCACCUGCAACAAUCCACCAGGGCGAAGAAGGGGAAGGGCCACUUGAUAUCUGGGCUGUGGUGAAACCAGGAAAUACCAAGGAGAAAAUUGCAUUCUUUGCAGCCCACCAGUGUAGCAAUAGGGUAGGAUCUAUGAAAAUAAAAAGCUCCUGGGAUAUUGAUGGGAGAGCUACUAAAAGAAGGAAAAAAUCAGGAGACCUUAAAGAAGCCAAGACACAAUUAGAAAGGAUGAGGGAAGGCAGCAGCAGGUGCUUUGAGCCUGAGCCUUUCGCAUGUGGCAUUGAACACUGUUCCGUGCAUUAUGUGAGUGACAGUGGGGAUGGUGUCUGUGCUGGGAGGCCCCUGUCAGUCAUACAGAUGGUUGCCUUCCUGGAGCAAAGAGCCAGCGCUGCUCUGCUAGCUGGUUGUGCGAAAAACUGCAGUAAUUCACCCGCCAUGGUGAGGAUUUCUGAGCACUCCAGAGGUGUGCCACCAGCCUCUGAGCCCUUGUCUGCCCCAGGAGCUUGUGAAGAACCCACGGAAAGGGGAAAUCCUGAGGGUGGUGAACCCCAGAGUGAGCCAGUCCGUGUCCUCGACAUGGUAGCCAGGCUGGAGUCUGAGUGCCUGAAGCGGCAGAGCCAGCGUGAGCCUGGGAGCCUCUCGAGGAACAACAGCUUCCGUCGAAAUGUAGGCCGGGUGUUGCUUGCGAAUGGCACUCAGGCUGAUGAAGACAAAGCAAACAAAGGCGCUUUGGAGACACCUGGCACUCAGGUGAAUCCUGUGGGGUCUGUAUCUGUGGACUGUGGCCCAUCUAGAGCUGACCAUUGUUCUUUUAAGGGGAAGCAGGCUUGGGAUGGGGCUCCUCGGGGCUGUCCAUCAUUGCCAGCAGGUGUGGGUUUCCACGUGGAUAGAGCAGAAUUAGAGCCAGAUCAGCACACUGCUGUGAAAAACAGCAGUCGAUAUGAUGUAGAAAUGACAGAGGAAAUUGAGUCACCUUUUCCUCCUCAAACCUGUCCCCAAGCCAUUGAGUUGCCCACAGAUGCUAUUAAUUGCAUGAGUAGAGAGCUCGCACCACAAAACCCUGAUCAGAGAAGAAAAGAGUCCGUGUGCAUUAGCAUCACUGUAUCCAAGGUGGAGGAGGACCAACCUUCUAAUUUAAAGUCCUGUGAAGACCCACUUCCAGGGAGGUUGUUUUUUUUGCCCCGAGGUCAGCAAAAGUCAGACUGUUCUCAGCUGAAUGAAAGCACAACAGAAGAGUCUUCAGAGGCCAGCCAGCUUGCAGAUGCUGCUGAGGGUGGCGGAGUGUCUGAUGGAAAAAGUGUUUCAGCCGAUUCAUUUGGGCCAACGCCAGCCUCCCCCGUGGAAAGUACAGUGCCGGUACUUGAGGUGUCCAGCUGGAAGAAGCAGGUGUCUCAUGACUUUCUGGAGACAAGGUUUAAAAUCCAGCAGCUUUUGGAGCCUCAGCAAUACAUGGCUUUCCUGCCCCACCACAUUAUGGUGAAAAUCUUCAGGUUACUCCCCACCAAGAGUUUAGUGGCUCUUAAGUGUACCUGCUGCUAUUUCAAGUUUAUCAUUGAAUACUACAACAUCAGGCCAGCAGAUUCUCGCUGGGUUCGAGACCCACGCUACAGAGAGGAUCCUUGUAAGCAGUGCAAGAAGAAAUAUGUGAAAGGGGACGUGUCCCUGUGCCGGUGGCACCCCAAGCCCUAUUGCCAGGCAUUGCCCUAUGGGCCAGGAUACUGGAUGUGCUGCCACCGCUCUCAGAAGGGUUUCCCUGGCUGUAAGCUGGGUCUUCACGACAAUCACUGGGUCCCUGCAUGCCACAGCUUUAAUCGGGCAAUCCAUAAGAAAGCAAAAGGGACUGAAACUGAAGAGGAAUACUGAAGUCUGUGUGAGAGGUGACAAAAUGACUGCUUUUUAAAACUGCAGAACACCGCCUAGACAUACCGUUCAAGUGUUGCUUCUCCGAGUCCUCACUCUUGGAGAGAGUCUGUACUUACUCCUAUAGGACUGCCAUUGCUCGGGCACUUUUUAAUGUACAAGCUGUACAAGAAAACCGGCCUCAUUGUUUUAUAGUGGCACUCACAUUUGACCCAAGGUGGAAGCCCACAGUUUGGUUUUGGCUGUGAAUAAUUAUGCCUGUUUCCCCAAAUCAAAUCGAUCUUUAGAGGAUGCAGACUUGCCACCAUCAAGGAUGUUGAGAAAAGUUCACUGCAGACUGUGCAGGCAAUACCCUAAAAGGGGUUCCAGAAAUGUUGUGAGCACUGGCAGCAUAUUUGAAGUAAGUGAGUAAUGUCCUAUGAAAAGAACAGCAGCAGUCGUGGAUGAAAAGAAUGCUUACGAAGGAAAAGUCAGGCACCUUACCUUAGAUCUUGUAUGCUUGAUGCUGUGAGAUUGAUGUUUGUGGUUGGAGGUGGAUUUCAUGCCCUGUGGUGUUUACAGUGUAUAUAAUGGUUGCGUUUCCAUAGGGCUGUGAAAGUGCACAUUAAACCCGAGCGCCUUUACCUGAGAUGAGUGCUUUUGGCCCCUCUGUAAAUAACACUUAAAAAUCCGGUUGUAUACAGUGGACAGCUGACUGAACACCAUAAUCACCACAAUGCAGCUAGGGUAGUGUUGCGGCUAUAAUUGUGUGUGUGUUUUUUUUAUUGUCUCAAAUUUGUAUAUCCUGUAUAAAAUAUGAAUGUUUCCCAAAUAAACUAUGAAUGUUUCCUGUAUAAUAUAUGAAUGUUUCUGAGAAGAAACUCUAAAUAGUAAAGAGGUUAACCUGUUCAAAAGAUACCAAAUAAUGGUUUAACUGGACAACCUUAAAAUUAGCAUAGAGAGCAAUUCUUUGUUAUAUUUUAGUGAUUCAACAAGAAUGAGAGAUUAUAUAGUCAGAUUAUAACAUUCUGUCUACUUUAUUCUGUCUGGUUACAAAUUUUUUUUUAAAUUUCAAUAAAAAUAUGCAUCUUAAAUGGGA